Geodia barretti is the source of this 3710-nucleotide messenger RNA. Lineage: Eukaryota; Metazoa; Porifera; Demospongiae; Tetractinellida; Geodiidae. The record is from the annotation of a GenBank genome assembly.
GCUGAGUAGGUACUCCGUUGUUUUGAACGGGACAGCUCGUGCCCAUGUCUUUCACAAGAAGCUUCGCAGUUCGCCUAGAGAACUGAGUGUCUAGCUAGCCGAGGUACUCAGAGGCUAGUCCAGAGUUAGAUCGCUCGUUUGUACGUCGUUGAGACGUAAGGUCCCUCCGGUAUCGUGUCCUGGGCCCGAGAGAAAGGUGCCCGUACCGCCGACGGAAGAUCGCGCUACAGAGAGCGCCGUCGGAGACUAUCCACGUCGCCAGCAGUCAGUGAGAUAGGUCGAAAGGAACCUCUGCGUUUCCCUCUCCCCGUUGCCUCCAGCAUGAGCAGCCGUCUCUAGCAGACGCUGGAAGAGUGUGAGAGUACAUUGGAUCCGCCAGACCCCGUCCGCCUCCCGAGAGAAGCCUGCAAAUGAGCGAGCAAGGCAGAAAGCAAGAGGAUAUUUCGUCAUCUCACAAGUCAUCUCGGACUGCCACCACAGCGCUGACCCCUCAGUUGGGACCCCCCACAGCGUCCCCCUCGCUCCUCGCCUACCCCCUGCCCCCUCCUCCGCCCCACCACGACUACUCGCAUCAUCUCUACACCAUGAUGCGUCCGGGAGCCCUCGCAAUGGCUCCACAGAUGGCCCAGUCCAUUCAGACAGCCAAGCCAUGUCGCAGUAAUGACAUGGGCCCUCCAAUAUUCAUGCCAUCUCUCAACCUGGGUACUCCCAAAGGAAACUCACCUUCCUCCGCCUCCUCCCCAAACACCUGCUCUGCUGGACCAAAUUCUAGUCUCUCGGCCUCUUCUUCUUCUUCCUCGGUCGGCGUCGUCACCGCCAACGCCCACCCAAUGUCCGAUAUGAUUCUCUCCAAUGCACCCACCAUCCCCGAGUUUCAUCACUCCAUACACCCCUCCUUCUACAGCACCCCUGGGAUCAGACCACCGACUGGGCACGUGUCUAUUCCAACAGGUGCCCCGCAGGUUUUCGGCCGUCGUCACAAACAAACGACCGACGGUUAGCUCAGGGAACAUUGCGAAACCGACCCCGGUACAAGCAACCCACGGGUCAAAGAUAGGCGGGGGGACGUACAUAAAGACCAUGCCACCUUCGACUAGUAAGGGAGUGGGGGCUAACCCAAUGUCGAUUCCUGGGUCCAACAACAAACCUCCUACGAUCCCAUCAGCUUCUUCCUCUGGUGUUAUUCCGGUUACUAUUCCCAGCUCUGUUUGGACGGCCGGCUCGCCGAGUUUCCCCCCGGGAUCCAGCGUCAUUAAACAGCCGCUCUCGACGCAGCAACCGAGACAACCUCACCAUCAUCACGCUCACGGACCAACAGUAGUCUCUGUACACUCGGGGGUACCCUCAUCGCAAGCAUACUCUCCUUUAGUCGGGAAACAACCGCCCCCGCAUCAGCAACGAGCGAACCCUGAACCAAUGUUCAUCGCCCACCCCACCAUGCAAGGUCACGUGAUCCCUGUGGCGGCGUACCCUGCAAUGCUCUCGGCGGCACAUGGUGGAGCAGCAGCAGUUCCACACCCUACCAGCAGCACGCUGACUGAGCUCCUUGCUCCGAGUCCAGUCGUUGCCAUGUCUUCUCUGCGAGACGGAGGAGGGGGAGGGGGAGGGGGAAAGGCGGGGAAAGUCCACGACGUUGCCAUGAGACCUUAUUCUCCGCAACACAUCUCUUCGAGACAUGGCCCUUCAGGUAUCAGGGAGCGUUCUACAAGUGGAGACACUGGCUCGAGUGGAAUGCCGUCGCCACAGACAAGAACUGAGUCUCACACAACUAGUGCACAGCCCACUCCCAACGCAGACCACAUUGACACAAGAUUAGAACGACCAGCUCAGCCUUCCUCUGGACCAUCCGGACAGCUGUCCUCGCCACUGGGCGUCCCCUCUCCUUACCAAGGUCCACCUAGAGAGAGGAGUAAUUCCACCGACACGCCCAGUGUCAUCCCCAUCAUCAGCAAUCCCGGGUUGACCGGGAGACACAUUGCAGCCAUAUCCAGCAACCAACCUCCCGGAUACGCUCCGAACAACUCCGGUGGCACGCCACAGUCACUCCAACCCACGCACACACCUGGUGCUAACCUCUACAGGAGUGUCCCCCGGAGUAAAUCGGAGUACGGGGUAGACCCGGGUUCCCUUCCUCCUGCCCACCCCACAACGCUGCAUCUAGUCGCGGGGUCCACUCCUCAAGUCCAGAAUGCUAGUCCGUGGAAACACCCUUCAUUUAGUACACUUGCAGCUGUUGCAGCGGCCGCAGCACAGUCGACACUCACCGCGACUGUCAUCUCCUCUUCCUCGUCGUCGUCAUCAUCGGUCAAUUCCCCGGGGGGCACCCCCCAUCACCCAAAUUCGCUCCCCCUCUCUGCGGGCGGUUCCCCCAUGACCAGCCUUUCUCCCAGCAGAAGACCUGGCAUCAUUAGAAAGAGACCCCACGAAAGUUGGACCGGGAGUCCGAAUCUCAACAAGAUUCCUUUUGGGUCUGCAGUGUCUCUCUCCUCGCCCGGCCACGCCCCCAGGGGUGGUGACAAUGGAGCUCACUCCUCACACCCUCUCUCCCCUCCCAUCUCCACAUACUCACCUCAUCAGGCGAUGGCUGAAUCUCUCACCAAUCACGUCUCCUCCCUGGACUCCGCCCCUCCCCCGCCCGGCGACAUCAUUCCAUCUCCCCGCAAGAAACGGAGAAAACAGGACGUUAUUCCUACUGACGAUCAGUAUGCCAGCAACGUACCAAACAACAUCCGGCCCGAUGUCGCCAUGGCAAUGGAGAGUGACCUCGCCUCCUCUGUCUCUCCUCGUCAGCAGGUUUCCAUGGCUACCAGAACCAGAGGGAGAAGGGAUGAUUCUUCCAGUCCGAGAGAAGAUAGCACUGGUCCUUGCUCGGUUGUGGCCACACCCCUCGAACGGGGAGGGGAGGUCCAGUAUCUGUCGCAGUUGAGGCAGCCUCAGUGGCCCAUCAACGGACUGUACCGCACCCAUCAUCGGGCAGCCCACAAUCACUUUAAGAGACACGCUGACAUCAAACACAUUGAGCUAGAGACUGUGACUGCUACUGGUAUUGCCAACGACAAGACUGCGGCCACCAGAGCUAGUGGCUGGAAGAUUUACCACCUCGACCCUCAGCUGGAAGAAAUGCUUCAGGUAGAGAGAGAUGUUCUGGACAUGGUGAAGAAAGUCGAAAAGAGUCUAUCAAACCUAUCGCAGUGUGCCACGUGUCCCAUCCCUUCAGACGUCUUGGACGGUCUGGGAGAGAUAAUUGAGGGAAACGUGGCUAGAUCGAAUCGCAUUAUAUCGCACCUGGAAACCACCAGAACUAAGAUGGUCAAGCUGCUAGAUCACAGACCAACAGUCUUGGAUCUUCUAUCGAAAUCCUCGACAAACAAGCGCUCGUCGCCAUUUCACUCUCUUCCACACAAACUAAGGACUUAGCACUCACUUUUCAAAAUCUCCUAAACCAGAAAUAAAUGUUUCCUCUCCGUCGUCUCUCUUCUCUCUAAUUGACUUUUGUACAGCUGUAAAUACAGCCACUCUUCUAUAUAUAUAUAUACCAAGGCUUUCUCUUCCACUCUACUCAUGUUCAAGUUUGGGUCACCACCCCAACCAACCCAGGUUGCUUAUGAUAUUAUAUCACAACAUUAUUUUGCUGAGCUAGUCUGUCAGUCUGUACAGAUGUAUAUAUUAUUGUACUCUGUCUUCUCCCUAUUAUGGAUAUUUCUGAACGA